AUGAUUACUACGCCUAAUCUCAUCGACUCUAAAUUUUAUGAGUUACAAAAUAGCACUCUUGCAUCCAAAUCAGAACACGAGGAAUUCAAACAAAUUUUACUAAGAUUGUGGAUUCAGAUCUCGAAAUCUUUUAAUGAAGACUUUGAAGAAAUCCUGUAAUUGGGCAUCAAUUCAGACAUUCAAGAUGUCCUGAAUGCUAUACUGAUCAUAGAGGAGGCGAGACUAGAGCAAAUCAAAUGCGAUAGAUAAUAGAUUUAGCUUCUCGAAGAUGAACUUAAGGCCAUUAAACAAUAAAAUACCACUCCUUCUGGAAAUGAUGAAUUAAGAGAAACGCAAAAACAGUACAGAGAAUUGAGUGAGCUUGUCAUUUCAUUAAAAUUAUAAAAUGAAGAUAAAGAGCAAUAAAUUAUAGAGUAAAACAAAUUAAACAAAAAACUAUAGGUUGAACUCAAUCUAUUGACCUCUAAAAUCAAUAAUUUAUCAUUAGCUUUGGUUCAAUCUAAGGAAGAAAAAAUCUAAUACAUGGAACAAUCAUAAAAAGAAAUUAAAUUAUUGAUGGAAAAAGAGUUAUAACAAAGCAAAAUGAUUCAGAUAUUGCAGAUCCAGAAAAUUGAAUUGGAGAAUAUGCUAAAAAAGUCCAGUCAAAGGAAUUCAGUUGAAUCAUCAAAUCCUUAAGCCUCUUAAACUUUCAAAGAGGAUGAUCAAGCCAGAAUUCUUAGUUGUUCACCAAGAACCACUCAUAUAGAUAUAUCAAAAAUUGUUUUAUAAAGUCUCUAAAACAAAAAAGCUGAAAUGGUUUCAGGAUAGUCACUUUCAUAAAUUCCUUAUAGAUUUGGAAAAUGA
Paramecium tetraurelia is the source of this 843-nucleotide messenger RNA. RefSeq lists its product as uncharacterized. The record is from RefSeq and is a predicted model, not a curated record. NCBI's taxonomy places the organism in Eukaryota, Ciliophora, Oligohymenophorea, Peniculida, Parameciidae. The transcript is spliced from 3 exons.